Molecule: messenger RNA, 2139 nt
Organism: Orbilia oligospora ATCC 24927
Lineage: Eukaryota; Fungi; Ascomycota; Orbiliomycetes; Orbiliales; Orbiliaceae
Exons: 4
Coding region: 1-2139 (712 amino acids)
Source: RefSeq, a predicted model, not a curated record
AUGAUUGAACCAGUCACUCUCUUUUCCGUUAUUGCGGGUGUUACAAAUCUUGCGACCCGAUUAACGAUUGACCUCACUCGUCUGACGGUGACGCUGAAAAAUGUACCGGAUCAGAUAACCCAGGUUUGCAAUGAGAUGGUAUCGUUGAACGCUACGCUUAGUACCCUACAACAACGUUUUAAUCCUACAGCAUCUGGCUAUACGCAAGAGCAAUUGGUUUGCCUCGAAACCGUAAUAACGUCCACGAGAGAAACACUCAUCCAACUGUCGAAAUUGAGCGAGGCUUGUGAAACCACAGGCAAGAGAAAACCAGGAGUUACGGGAAUUUGGAAGAAGAUGAGCUGGACCCUAAACGAGUCCGAAAUUACAAGUUAUCGAAGCGGAUUAGUUGGUUACACGGCUAUGCUCAAUUUGUUGACGGCAACAUUAGCAGAUCAACGAGGAGCAAAUAUUGAAGCAAUGGUCACAAAGACAAACGAAAUGCUACAAACCCUUGUAGAGCGUCGAAAUAGGCUUUCAAUGGCGCCCGCAGAAACAUCAGAAACUAUGAAUUCAAGAUACUCACAAAGACCCAAAGUUCCACCGAAGUUGCCACUAAAGGGGAGGAAAAGAUCAAGUUCUACAGCAAGUCAAGUUGCCGAGCCUCGUGGCCGCAGGAAUGCAGAACCUUCACAGUCGAGGAGCCGCUCCGUAGCGGCAUCAGAAUCUCGGGGAGGUUCAUCGACAGCAGAUCCACGGGACUCUAGAGGAGGAUCAAAUCCCUAUCAGUCCAAUUCGCGGGAUAACUGGAGAGUUAGAUCCGCUUCAACUUCUCGUUUGCCGUUGCCCAGUUCUUCUCCACCCCCUCUUCCCGAAGCCGCAGGCUAUUUACAUAUCGAUGUACCCAAUGGGCGUUCUGCUGGAUUUGGUUAUGGCUUGCCUUCGCCCCCUCCAGAAUAUACCGAGCUUGCGCCCGGAAUGCUAGAUGAUAGCCCCAUAGAACGCCGUUCGCAGCAACAACUUGUACGCAUAGCGCGGUCCCCGGCGCCAGUCUCCUCUCGUACAACAAGCACUACGAGAUCGUCGAGUUCUCGACCCACAUACCGGAGAGCCUUCUCUUCAACCUCUACAAGAACUAUGGAUACAGACUCAACUGCUACUCCGGCAGUUAGAACUGUAUCUCGAGGACCUGGAGUUCCGCCUACACCCGUUCUUCCGGCUAAGGAAAAACUCGAUGGUCAUAAGUUAGAAUUUGCUGGAAAAUGGACUGUAAAAGAGAUUCGAAUCAAUGAAUCCUUCAUGGGGUCCGGAAUUCUCUUCCUCAAAAAAGACGCACCUAAUAAACGCGUUCUCGUCAAUUUGAGACUAGAUAGCAGCAGAGAAACCCGGCUUUCGUAUCGCUGGAUAGAAACUUCUUCAGCCACGCGGACAAAACCAUCCUCAAUGUUUACUGGUCCUUCAUACGUUUUGCGAAGCCUUGUCCGGGCAGACGACUACUCCGGAGCAACAAACGGAAAGACAUCUAUAAAGCUAGAAGAUAUUGAUUAUCUUGCUGGCCAACGGUCUUUAAUGAUCGCUAUAAAUCUCAUUCAACAGUCGCCGCCUGACUGGUUGCUUGAUACAAAGCCACAGGAGAUUCCGGUGAUAUAUGCUCACCCGAUCCAUGCACCUGCUCCAAUUAGCCCACCGACGAGCAGCGUUCGAAACUUCUUCAGAUCAAUCCGUUCGCCUACCGAAUCAAAUUAUUCCGAGCAAUAUUCUCCCACCGAGAACUCCUACCGUGGCUCAUCACAUAACUUUUCAAGACCGAACCCGCAAAACCAGCAUGGAUUAUACACCAGUGUGAUGGCGCCUCCUACGCCCCCAGAUUCUCCUUCCGAAACUGCUAUGGGAAGCCGAAGCCGUCGUCCUAGUUUCAGUAGCGGGAGUGUUGCAACCGCAGAUAGUAGAAUGGCACGGGCCAGCUACGAGAGCCCUCACUAUGUCUCUACCAGAAAUAACCCUGGACAAGAUUUUAGAACGAGAGCUAUGAAUGCAACAGAAUGCUCGAAUCCUGCUGCUAGAUGCGACAUUCCUAACGAAUCUUCUUCUGCGCAAAAGAGAGGAAGACAACGGACUCGACGAGGACCAGGUUCUUGGUUUUCGUUUGGAAGAGGUUAA